Molecule: messenger RNA, 5626 nt
Organism: Hydractinia symbiolongicarpus
Lineage: Eukaryota; Metazoa; Cnidaria; Hydrozoa; Anthoathecata; Hydractiniidae
Exons: 37
Coding region: 91-4242 (1383 amino acids)
Biological process (GO): cell surface receptor protein tyrosine kinase signaling pathway; multicellular organism development; protein phosphorylation
Cellular component (GO): signaling receptor complex
Molecular function (GO): ATP binding; transmembrane receptor protein tyrosine kinase activity
Source: RefSeq, a predicted model, not a curated record
AACAUAUUUAGAAUAUUCAAUUCUUUGUGGAUACUUGCUCAAUAUACUAUAUAUUACAUUUGAAUUUUUUAGUGUCUAAAGGCAUGCAGUAUGCCAUUACCAUUUAACGAAACACAAUGCCAGGAAAAUUGUACAUCCACAGAAUGUGUUUCAGGAUGCAAGUUUUACAGUCAAAUCAAAAACUUACCAACAACAGAAUUUCUCAAACUAGAUGCAAACAAAAAACCUAAAUUAAGAAAUGACUCAGUUCAAGCAACAAGCAGGAAUACAACGUCUUUAUCUUUCGCAUGGUCCAACAUAGUGACAAAUGGUGAACCAAAAAUAUCCAGUGUAUACCUAAUUAGCAUUCGUUCUGUGGCUGGUGUUAGUGGAUACUUAAAACAUCAGAAUGUUAUAGGAUUGAGUGCAAGAAAUGUAAGUACAGUCACUAUGGAGACAGUUUGUUCAAUAUACAAGAAUAAUAUUCGACCUCAUCGGAAUAGAAAGUACAAGCUUGCUGUUCACCAAAUCAACUACAAUGGUUAUGAUAAGGAUAAUUUUAUAGAAAGCCCAUACACAGAUUUCCUUAAAGUAAAACCAGUGACACAAUUAAAUGUUGAUGAUAUGCCAACAUUAAUUGACAACAGAGAUAAACCAUUUGUCCGCAACAAGAUUGUUUGGAAUGUAACUUGGUCGCUUCCAAUAGAUUUUAACGAAAAUCUUAUGAAAAGUGUAAAAGUUGAAGUGGGUUUUCCACAAUGUACUAUAACGCAAAAUCACCGAGUGGUCAGUUUAUUUGAUUAUGGUCCACACCUAUCGACACACCCUAUUAAGGAGCAAUCAAUGUCAUUUGAGUUCGAAAACACAGAAAAGGAUGAACUGAAAAGUUGUACUUUUGUUGUUAAAGUCACUCCCACGUUUGGAGAAUGUCUACUGGGAAAAACUACUGUGAAAAGUUUCACAUAUGAGGGUUGUCACACUGUGAAGGAUUAUGGCUGUUCUUUCGUACCAACAACCACAACUCCCAAGCCUACUGAUCAGCCCAUAGCAUCCAGUUCAGUGACAAUUCUACCAUUGAGACACAAAUGCCAGCGUUACAAUCAAGAAAUAUGUAAUGGAAAUAUCUCAUGUAAAUCAUGCAGUGAAACUCUCUAUGAUGUUAAAGUGUCUUGGAGAAAACCUCAAACUGCUUCUCCAAUUCAACAUUAUGUUUUAAGAUGGGGAACUGGUUUUGUAUUUGGAAAUUUGCCUUUUAUUAAUAAGGAAAAGAAGAGGACACACGUGGAUCCUGACAAAUUGAGUCACAUUUUCCGUGAUAUAUCAGUUUCAACUCCAACUUUUACUCUUAUUGUACAGGUAUAUGCCGAAACCUCAACAAAGGGUCCAGAUCGUGGUUAUGCUUGGAAGGAUUUGACACUCCCAACAAAAAAAAUCUGGACCCUAAAUCAAACAGAUGAGUAUGUAUCAAGUGAAGGUUUUUUUGCCUUAUGCUCGAAUAAUUUCAUUCCUGAAUCAAAAUCAAACCAACGAAUUCUCAGAGCAGGUCAACACUCUAUUAAUGAACAAUGGUUUAAAUGGGCAAGACUUUAUUCAUAUUGCACGCAGUAUGCAUCAAUUGUUCUUAACAUCAGUUCAACGAUGGAUAUGGAUUGUGAAGGUUACAGAUGUAGAAGUUGUAUGAGGGCUUGUCAUGUUCCCUUACCAUUUCAUGGUGAAAAAUGUUUCAACUAUUGUGAUUCUGAUGAGUGCAUUAAUGGUUGCACAUUUUAUCAGCAGAUUCUGAAUAUGCAAGAUGUUGCCAAUGACGAAGCUACUAAUGCUGAUAUAGAAAAAAGUGACAUUGAAAUUGUUGAACAGAAUAUCAACAACAUUACCUUCAGAUGGAGCAACGUGACAGUAAAUAACGUGCAAAAUCUGUCAAACAUUUACUUAGUUGUCCUUCAAAUUUCAAACGAGUUCCAUACAAAUGCCCAAAAUGUCCUUGGUUUGACAGCAAGAACAAAUCGAGUAAUCACAAUGCAAAAUAUAUGUUCCACCUAUAAAUUGUAUGGCAAAUACGAAGAGACACAAUAUAAAUUGAACGUUUACGCUAUAAAUCACAGAGGAUAUGAUAAAAACCAGUUUAUAUCAAGUAAUUUCACAAAGUUAAAACCAUUUAAUGGACUAUCUAAUAUCACUAUUCAUUCACCAACUCUUGUACGAAGGGAUAAUAUGAACUGGAUUAGAUGGAACGUCACUUUUUCAGUUGUACCAGACACUGUGUCAACAGCUGUUCUUCCAAAGCGGUUUGAAAUGGAGACAAUUUUACAUACUUGUAUGAAUCCUGGCAUCCUUCCAUUAAUGCAAUUUCGUGCAAAUAAGUUUUUAACCUACAAAAAUGGUAGCACUUUUUUUGAAUAUCAAAACACAGCGCGAGAUGAAUUAGCAUCGUGUACUGUCAGUGUAAAGGUAAAAACAUUGUUAGGAGAUUGUCUUCUUGGUGGUACUACUUCUACAAGUGUUAUUUACGAAGGUUGCCAUACUGUAGAUAAUUAUAAUUGCGCUGAUGUAGCGACAACCACAGGAAGGCCUUAUGUCCCAACGGAUCAACCUCUCACUAAAAACAUGAUUAAUGCAACUAUUCAAAAAAAGUCUUGCAUCCGUUAUACCGAGGCGACGUGUAUCCAUGGAAACAACGACUUAAUUUGUCGUUCAUGCAGCAAAGUAUCGUACAAUAUUCGUGUUGAAUGGCAGAGACCGUUCACGCAUAAGAAAAUUGAAAAGUAUUUUGUAAGAUGGGGCGAUGGAACACCAAAGGUACUUAUUGAUGUCCUUGGACGAGAAUAUAACAGAACGACUACAAUUGAUACAUCCUAUGAUAUUAAAGAUAUUGAAAUCGAAGGUGCAUUCACAUUGGCUAUUCAAAUCUCUGUUAACACUGUCAACCGAGAUUCAACCCACGGUUACUUUACAGUACAACUGGAAGGACCACAACUUGCAUUUCCUAUCCUGGCAAGACAGCCAGCUGUUCCAGGUAAAGUUGACGCAAAGAAAAACCUCACUCUUAUUAUAACACUCCCGAUAGUAUUUCUUCUUCUAAUUUUUAUCGUCUUCAUGCUUCUUCAUCAUCGACGACGCAAAAAGACGGACAGUGUUGUAGUAUCGCGGACACACGCCGACAAAAAUAUAUACGUCAACCAAAACAGUAUCAAGUAUGAUGGAUGGGAAAUAAACUCUAAUGACAUAAAAAUUGGAAACAGAAUUGGAUCUGGCGCAUUUAGAACUGUAUUCAGUGCUACAAUCAAUACAGGUGCGCUUGCAAGAUUAAAGUACGCUAAACAAAUUGCUGACUCGGUUUUACUAUCUCAACAAAACCUGAAGGUAGCAGUAAAAAUACUGAAAGAUGGCUCUCCAGGAAAGAAUUACGAUAUCUUUAAAGAAGAAUUCAAGAUAAUGAAAAGCAUUGGAUAUCAUAAGAAUAUAUUGAAUUACAUUGGCUGUAGUACAAUAAAUGAUCCACAUUGUAUUGUAACAGAAUUUAUGGAAAAUGGUGACCUUUUGCAAUAUCUGAGAGACAGAAGACAGCAGAUAUGUUCAACCAAGUCAAGUGUUUCUGGUAAUAACCAAUCAUUUAUUUUCACACAACAAUAUCUGGAUACGUUGAAGCAAGCAGACGGCACAGAUGUGAUUACUCCUCGUGUUCUUCUUUCUUUCGCAUGGCAAGUGGCUUGUGGAAUGGAAUAUCUAUCCAGCAAAAAAUUUAUUCACCGCGAUUUAGCCUGUCGCAACAUUCUGGUUGGCGUUGAUCAUGUCAUCAAAAUCUCAGAUUUCAGUUUGACCAAAGAAGUUAGUUUAGAUGCCAUCAUCCAGGAGACAGACAUUGAUGAGAAACUUCCUGUCAAAUGGAUGUCACCGGAAGCAUUACUUCAACAAAUAUCAAGCACGUGCAGUGACGUAUGGGCAUAUGGUGUGGUGCUAUAUGAAAUUGUCACACUGGGAGAAGCUCCCUAUCCUGGUCUAAGUAAUUAUGAAUUACUUGAAAAAUUAAAGGCUGGAUAUAGAAUGGAAAAACCUGAAAACUGCUCAAAAUCAUUGUACGAUAUAAUGCAACAUUGUUGGAACGAAACUCCGUUACAAAGACCUUCUUUUAAACAACUGCGCAUAUUAUUUUGCAAUGUCCUCAACCAAGAAUCCAGCGAAGACAAGGAAAAUCAUUAUUACAACCUGCAGUCCUCCUGUGAUUGUGGCGAAGAAGGUGACAAUCCAAAUCAUACAGCAGACUAACCUUUAAAUCAUAUAGCAGACUAACCUUUAAAUCAUACAGCAGACUAAGCUUUAAAUCAUACAACAGACUAACCUUUAAAUCAUACAGCAGACUAACCUUUAAAUCAUACAGCAGACUAACCUUUAAAUCAUACAGCAGACUAACCUUUAAAUCAUACAGCAGACUAACCUUUAAAUCAUACAGCAGACUAACCUUUAAAUCAUACAGCAGACUAAGCUUUAAAUCAUAUAUCAGACUAACCUUUAAAUCAUACAGCAGACUAACCUUUAAAUCAUACAGCAGACUAAGCUUUAAAUCAUACUGCAGACUAGCCUUUAAAUCAUAUAGCAGACUAGCCUUUAAAUCAUACAACAGACUAACCUUUAAAUCAUACAGCAGACUAAGCUUUAAAUCAUACAGCAGACUAACCUUUAAAUCAUAUAGCAGACUAGCCUUUGAAAAAGUACAUAGCUAUUGUCGCUGUUUCUUGGUGUGUGAGCUUUUACAGAAUUAAUUUGCCGCAGCUUUUUCUUUUGAAAAAAAUAGAUUUGGUUUUUGAAUUCCACACUUUAAACUUGAUAAAUGUUGAGUUUCAGAUCCAUACAACUAACAGACAAUAUGUAAGAUGACUUGCCAAUGUUUACUAAAUUUUACAAAAAUUUGCGGAUUUUUUGUACACAAACGCGCAUUUUGGUAGGUAAAAAACAUGAUAAAAUGGUUAUUAUUGAAUUUCAUAUAAAAUAUUUCGAAGCACAAAAUCCAAACGCACCGAAAUAUUUUUUUUUUAACUACAGUCUUUUAAAAUAAAUUUUAAGCAAGUAUUUGUCUUUUUUUAUGGAUUUAUUUGACUGUGGUUUGUUGUUUAUAUUUUUUACCUACUGGCAUAAGUGCGCAUGCCAAUUUGUCUCAACGCAAAAUCAAAACAUGCCACACGAAAAUUAGUCUGUUCGGGUAAUGCGUAUUGAAGGACAUCAUCAGUUAUCAAAGUUUUGUUGUGUCCACAACUAAAGGCUAGUUUGAAUUUAAAGGACUUUAAUCACGCAUGAAAAUAAGUCAUUUAGUAUCUUAAAGUAAAAUAAUCCUGAACGUUCGCUACGAACUUUUGUUCGUUCAAGCUAAAGUCGGUCCUAAGUACUCAACGUUUUGGUUUGUGUAUUGUAAAAUACAGGUGGCGGUUGUGUAUUAAAUCAAUUUUUGGUAGAUAUUUCAGUACGUGUGUUUACAUUUUUAUAAUUUUUUAGCGAGUUAAUUAUUUUUGUAUAUUUAUUUGUAAAUAUUUUUAGUUUUUGUUUACAUUAUGAUAUGCGUAUUUCAGCAACUCAUCAGUUGCCACUAUUUUGGUGCUGUUGUAUUUUUUUUAAAACUAUGUAUAAGUUGAUUUGAUAGAGUAACAAUUCAAAACGA